UACGCCUCCAUCCUACGGAACCUAAUGAUGAAUCGCCACCACCUACAUUAAAUUCCCCUGCCAUUCCCUCACCACCUCCAUCAAGCCCAACUGUGGCACCUCCUAUGAACCCGACUAAUGAUCAGCCUCCUCCACCAUCGUCGUCAUUUAGCCCCCCACCAAUAGCUCCAACUACUCAACCACCUCCCUCUAGCCCACCUGCUACACCUCCAACAGACUCAACUGAUGAGGAACCUCCUACAUCACCACCAGCAUCCAGUCCACCAGCAACUCUAUCAAGUCCUCCACCACCGUCAUCGAGUACACCACCGGCUCCAUCCAUCACCACACCACCUUUGGCUAGUCCCCCUGCUACACCUCCAACGUACCAAGCUAAUGACCAGUCCCCUCCACCUCCACCAUCAUAUAGUCCUCCGCCAUCAGCUUUAGCUAGUCCUCCACCACCAUCACCACUGAGUCCACCAGCAAUAGCACCAACCACUAGCGCACCUCCUCCAUCUACUCCCCCAUCGCCUAUGUCUAGUCCACCAGCAACACCUCCAACUGAUGAGCAAACUCCACCACCACCAUCAUCUAGUCCACCAGUAGCUCUAUCAAGUCCUCCACCACCAUCAUUGAGUACACCACCGUCUCCAUCCAUUGCCACACCACCUUUGUCUAGCCCCGCUGCUACACCUCCAACGUACCAAGGUGAUGACCAGUCCCCUCCACAUCCAACAUCAUACAGCCCGCCACCGUCAGCUUUAGCUAGUCCUCCUCCACCACCAUUGACUCCACCAGCAAUAGCCCCAACCACUAGCGCACCUCCUCCAUCUACUUACCCAUCGCCUAUGUCUAGUCCACCAGCAACACCUCCAACGGACUCAACUGAUGAGCAAACUCCAUCACCACCACCAUCUAGUCCACCAGUAGCUCUAUCAAGUCCUCCACCACCAUCAUCGAGUACACCACCGGCUCCAUCCAUUGCCACACCACCUUUGUCUAGUCCUCUUGCUACACCUCCAACGUACCAAGGUGAUGACCAGUCCCCUCCACAUCCACCAUCAUACAGUCCGCCACCAUCAGCUUUAGCUAGUCCUCCUCCACCACCAUUGAGUCCACCAGCAAUAGCCCCAACCACUAGUGCAUCCCCUCCAUCUAGUUACCCAUCGCCUAUGUCUAGCCCACCGGCAACACCUCCAACGGACUCAACCGAUGAGCAAAGUCCAUCACCACCACCAUCUAGUCCACCAGUAGCUCUAUCAAGUCCUCCACCACCAUCAUCGAGUACACCACCUGUUCCAUCCAUUGCCACACCACCUUUGUCUAGUCCCCCUGCUACACCUCCAGCAUACCAAGCUGAUGACCAAUCCCCUCCACCUCCACCAUCAUAUAGUCCGCCACCGACAGCUUUAGCUAGUCCUCCACCACCACCAUUGAGUCCACCAGCGAUAGCACCAACUACUAGCGUACCUCCUCCAUCUACUUCACCAUUGCCUAUGUCUAGUCCACCGGCAACACCUCCGACGUACCAAGUUAACCAACCACCACCGCCACCACAAUUUAGUCCCCCUGCCACACCUCCGACCUAUCAAGGUAAUGCCCCACCACCGGCAUCGGCACCAACACCACUUACUCCCUCAGCAACAGCACCGCCACCUGGUGCCCCUACUGGCAAUGGAUGGGUGCAAGUUCAGAACUUUCAUGACGCCCUAUACUGGCAAAUCGGGCGCUUUGUGGUGUUCAAGUUGGUAAACAAGAAGGACAACUCCCUUGUUGAUGUGCUAUAUGUGAGCAUGCAACCCGCUGGAAAGGGCAACAACUACUUUCUUGUGAUAAAAGUAGCAGAUGGAUAUAAGAAGGUCGGCAAGUAUCAUGUGCUCCUAUGGGGUGUGCCUGGGUCACCAGAUGAAGAAUGGAAAGUAUAUUGGCUCAAAUUUGUAGGAUACUAAGCACAUGGUGGAAACAAGAUUAUCCAGCUAUCGACCAUGCAUGGCAUUUCUAGGGAGAAGAUAUAUAGACAUUUUGUGGUCAACGUGCGCCUGCAUGGAUUAGUUGAUCUUUGUAGCUUUGAGGGGCUUGAUAUCCAACUAUAUGUUCUGAUUUCAGUGAUAAAUUUAUGUUUUGUUCUCAUUAAAAUUGCCUUAAAUUUACAAAAUAUGGCUGGAGAUAUAAUCAUAUAACUCAAAGCA
This is a messenger RNA of Triticum urartu, 2171 nucleotides long. NCBI's taxonomy places the organism in Eukaryota, Viridiplantae, Streptophyta, Magnoliopsida, Poales, Poaceae. The record is from RefSeq and is a predicted model, not a curated record.